Molecule: messenger RNA, 4589 nt
Organism: Melitaea cinxia (Glanville fritillary)
Lineage: Eukaryota; Metazoa; Arthropoda; Insecta; Lepidoptera; Nymphalidae
Exons: 25
Coding region: 48-3935 (1295 amino acids)
Biological process (GO): chemical synaptic transmission
Cellular component (GO): plasma membrane; cytoplasm; dendritic spine
Molecular function (GO): protein binding
Source: RefSeq, a predicted model, not a curated record
GGCAUUGCCGGUAGAGACGGCGGUGGCGUGACGGCGGCGCCGGCGACAUGAGUGCGGGCGCUCUGCGGGACGCCCCGGGCGACUCCACGCCCGGCUCAGACGUCGGCGAGCGCAUCACUCGUCUCUUCCCCAAGUGCCGCCCCAAGAUGCAGCACCAGCACGACAGACUGAACUCCGGGCUGGAGGGCCGAGACAUGAUCAGUGUAAACAACGCGUCCUCCGACGAUGAGAGGGACGACCAGCCGGUCAUCCUUAGCACCAAGGGAGGAACGUACAAGCUUAGAGACUCUAGGAUAAUAGAAAUAGCAGGAGGUAGGGAGUUGUACUCGCAGAGCCGCAUGAAGGCGGUGCGCAAGUUGAGGCACAGCAAUACACACAAGCACAACUUGAGAAACAAAGUACGGUCGCUAGCUAAAGACACCGUAGACUAUGCGGCUGAUAAUAACAUUACUAACGAAAUAUCCAUACACAGAAUAAAUAAUGAACCAAAAAAGAUGGUAUCACGUCACACGUCGCCCGUGACCUACACGAACGGUGACCGUGAACCCACCAUCGAACCGAACACGAUGGGUAUACCCAAAAAUAGUUCACCGAUAUUAGAUCCACAUAAGACUAAUGACGUCAGCGCCAAAAGUAGCCCUAUCGCGGUCGUCGCGGACGGCGAAGUAAUGGUUUUCGACGAUAAUGAUGCUUGGAAAGUGAUAUUGAAUUCUGUGUCUCUAGGUUUGAGGAUGGACCCAGACGCUAGUGACGAUGAAAUCGAUUUGAGUGUCAAAAGAACUUUAGACAAUAUGAAAAAUGGUGAUAGUGAUAUGUUGAACAAUAAAAGUGAACUAAGUUGUGAUGGAAGUGAAUCGACUCGUUCGAGGGAAGACGUGAGACUUAGUGAAGGUAGUCCGACGGGCAUUUGGCUUUCAGGUGAUGAGGAUAAAAGCAGGGUUACGAGGGUGAUAGGGGAGUUACCUAUCGCUGAAUACGAAGGCUCUCCUAGAAGAUACGGUAUUGGGACUCAAAAGGCACAAGUUAGGUCGCCGAGACCUGGAUUUCCUCAGAGGGUAGUCCCAGAGAGUAGAGACGAAACGCCACCGCCUAGUUCGGCAGCCUUUGACUACUUAUACGAAUUCUCGGAGACUAGAAAAGUUCUGGAAGAGUUCUUCCGGUGUCCAACGUUAUCUGGUCAGCAGCAGAACAGCACCGACGAAAUUGUUAACUUUCAGGAAUUGGAUUACGAACUCCGAAGGCAAACUCAAGAUUGUCCUUCUGAAAAUGGCAUCGAGGGAAGUGAAUCAGAUUGGCCACAGAACGAUGGAGUUGAGUCACCUCAUGCUCUUAAUAAUCACACCGAUUUUCUAGGAUUGCAGCCUAAACAUCGCGGUCGCUACCCGACGCCAGACGUCGCGGCCCUACAGGCGGGGGACAACGGCAGCGCGUGUGUGUCUCCCGCACAACAAGUCGACGUACAUGUGGCCCUCGCUUUAUCGUCAGCGGCCAGCGAUACCGCUAGCGAACUAUCGAUGGCUAUCAUGGAGAACGAAUUAGUUGAUAUGAAAGAACCAAAUCGCCGAACUUUGCCAAUCGUUGAGGACGGCCUCUCCUCCGGACACGCGUCUGACAAUGACAAUAAUAAUCCAUUGACACAGACACACUCGGUGACAAUAGAAGAAAUUGUAGAUAGCGGAACAAAUACGGAUCCUCUUAUGUUAACUGACGCCGAUCUUCACUCAUUAGACCCAUUAGCCGCGCCCCCGCCGCCCGCGCCCGCGCCGCACCGGCCCGCGGACGCCGCGCCGCUCGCCGCGCGCGCGCACUCGCCGCGCCUCCACCACGCGCCGCACCACGACGACGUGUACCCCAGAAAAAGGCCAUCGUCGGCUCAAAGUACGGAGUCCGUCGAAAUAAAACCUGCAAGUGGAGAUGAAGAUGAAGCAGACACCGAUUUAGAGACAGACAGGCUGUUGGGUCAGCAAAGGACGGACGAUCAGGGAUUCUUUGACGAUAAAUCACCGCCUCGCCGUGUUAACCGGUGGUCGGACAUUCGCUAUCCUCAUACGGUAACUAUUUUAAAUAUUAAAAUGUCAGAAGAGAACACGCGUUUAGUUGCAGACGCUGAACAAAAUGCCAAAGAUGUUUCGGAUAACGAUAAUUUAGUGGACGGUGUCUGUGAUAAAUGUGAUUUAAAUAUAGAUAUUGAUAAACAUAGUGAUAAAGAAAUACCUAAUGUUAAUACAAUAGAUAUAAAAAGUGACAUUGAAAAUGAUCGAAAUGAAUUAAUACCAAAUUCGUGUGAUGCUGAAAGUGUUGAUGAUAAAAUUAAUAAUGGGUGUACUGAUAGUGAUGUUAAAAAUAGUAAUGAUAUAGUGAAUGAAGGUAAUUCGUGUGAAAUUAAUGAUUCGAAUGAUGUCGGUGAUUCAAACGUAGGCGAUGAGAGUAAAACAAGGCUAUGUGAAAAUAGUGAUGACACUGGAAAAGAGGGAUGGCGCAAACCAAAAUCUCGAACAGUGAUGCCAUCUGGCGGUUCGACGGGAACGAACCGAGACCAUACACACGACCCGGAUCUAAGGGAUGAAGAUGCCUUACACAAUGGAAAGGAUAAGGACGGAAAAAAGAAAAGCAAGAAUAAGGAAGACAUGGCCUCAGUUCUCAUCGAAGGAGUGUUAUUCCGGGCUCGGUACCUCGGCUCAACGCAACUCGCCUGCGAGGGCCAGCCAACUAAGGCGACUAGGAUGCUGCAAGCCGAAGAGGCAGUUUCAAGAAUUAAGCGAGAGGAGGUUAGCCGGUUUGUCCCGCAGUGGGGCUGCGAGGGCCCGUACUCGGGCGUGUACGCGGCGCCCGCGGCCGUGUUCCGCCUGUCCUUCCUCGGCUCCGUCGAAGUCGAUGAGGACUCGAGGCGACGCAAGAAGAGGCCCAAAAAGAAUAUGGUCGAAGAGGCCGUCACUAAGAUUAAGGCUCUGGCUCCGGAAGGUGAAAACCAACCAAGCACCGAAGUGGACCUCUUUAUUUCGACUGAAAAAAUUAUGGUUCUCAAUACCGAACUAAAGGAAAUCAUGAUGGACCACGCGUUGAGAACUAUAUCAUAUAUAGCGGAUAUUGGUGAUCUCGUGGUCUUGAUGGCGAGGCGUCGUUUCGUCCCGCACGAGACGGACUCUGAUCAACCGAAACUGAACCGUACUCCGAAGAUGAUAUGUCAUGUUUUUGAAAGUGAAGAGGCUCAAUUCAUAGCCCAAUCCAUCGGGCAAGCGUUCCAAGUCGCGUACAUGGAGUUCCUCAAGGCAAACGGUAUCGAAGACCACAGUUUCGUCAAAGAAAUGGACUACCAAGAAGUAUUGAACAGUCAAGAAAUUUUCGGCGACGAACUUCAGAUGUUUGCGAAAAAGGAACUCCAGAAAGAAGUGGUGGUACCGAAGACGAAAGGUGAGAUAUUAGGAGUGGUGGUGGUGGAGUCGGGGUGGGGUUCAAUGCUACCGACUGUGGUGAUCGCUAACCUGGCGCCAGCGGGCGCGGCUGCGAGAUGCGGGCAACUUAAUAUUGGUGACCAAAUAAUAGCAAUCAAUGGAGUCAGCCUUGUCGGUCUACCGCUAUCGACCUGUCAGACGUACAUCAAGAACUCGAAGAACCAGACAGUGGUGAAGCUGACCGUGGUACCUUGCGCGCCCGUCGUAGAGGUCAAGAUAAAACGGCCGGAUACAAAGUACCAAUUGGGUUUCAGCGUUCAGAAUGGCGUGAUCUGCAGCCUGCUGCGCGGCGGCAUCGCGGAGCGCGGCGGCGUGCGCGUGGGCCACCGCAUCAUCGAGAUCAACGCGCAGAGCGUGGUGGCCGUGCCGCACGAGCGCAUCGUCAACCUGCUCGCCACCUCCGUCGGCGAGAUUCUAAUGAAAACGAUGCCGACUUCAAUGUUCCGACUGUUGACUGGACAAGAGAAUCCUGUAUUCAUCUAAACGCGACGCGCCACAAGUGCCUGCUUAACGCUCAACAGGGCUCUUACACGCAUAUGUCUAUACAUAACACCGUGUAAACGUAAAUUACUCAUAAUUUAGCCUAAAACAAGUAUAUAUGACCAAAAACUGGAUAAGACUUAAAUAUUAUCUGUACCAAGUUUGAUCAUAAUAUAGUCGUUGUUUUAAAAGUAAUAAUCUCAAUAAAUGCUUGUAACACUCAAAUAAGUAUAAAAAAUAAUAAUAUAUUUUGAAUAAAAUGUAGCUUAAUUAAUACAUAUCGUGUGUAACUGCCCUGAUAAUUGCAUUUGGAUAAACAUCUUAUAUAAAAUCUAGUCGCGAAUAUUCUACGAAUUCCAUUGAACUGAUUAAAAAAUCGCUAUAUUUUAACUGUGAAAAAGUUACAGAUAAUUAAAAAAAAUAUAUAUUAACUUCCCGAAUGAAUUAUGUCAUGAAAUUCGUAGAUGUCCUCGAAAGGGUUUUAGCUUAGCUAUCGAAAUAAUACUCAAAAAAAAAAAAAGAUUAUGUGAUGUCCAAGUUUCAAAAUGCUUAAAACUUAAGUGGCUAAGUAAGAUAGUUCUAAGUUACUGUAUCUAGUGACGGAAAUUUUGCACUCGCUUAACAUAAAACGAUUAGAAAUUUUAAAAUAUAAAAAAA